UCCGUGCUGGCAGCACUUUCAGCUUCCGCCAUUGCUCAAUACACCAACCAAUCCGAACCCUUCUAUCUGGUCCUGAUCUCCGAUGACCAAACCUUCAACGGCCAAUACCUCGCCGCUUGCCACACAGGCGCCGCAAUUGAAUCCCUCUGUGUAGCAGGCAUCCUCUCCCCUUCCAAGCCCAACAACAUCCCCCCAGCCCAAUUCCGCUUCAACACAUCGGACUCGCAGCCCGUUACACAAGACGCCACACCUGGACCCUCCGGCUGGAUAACGUAUCUACUUCGCGGAUCGGACUUCACCCUCUCACAGCCCUUGGGAAUCCAAUUUUCCCCAACCAGCAAUGUUGCGAUGCCUCUGUUUUAUCCCGGCGAUGAUAUCGCGGUGACUGUCAAUUUUGACUCCGAGGGAAAGCUGAAUAUCCUGAGUGCCAUCGACGAUACGCAGGAUCCGCCCGUGUAUCACUUGAACCCGGUGUAUAACUGGUAUGCUUGUUCAACAAACUAUGGUGGUUACAGAUAUGUUACACUAAACUGGGUUGUGGGCGUGGGGCCGCCACAGAAUCCGACUUGCGUAAAGGUGGAUGUGAAAAGG
Messenger RNA from Westerdykella ornata, 591 nucleotides. RefSeq lists its product as uncharacterized. The transcript is spliced from 2 exons. The record is from RefSeq and is a predicted model, not a curated record. The annotation marks the transcript as partial. NCBI's taxonomy places the organism in Eukaryota, Fungi, Ascomycota, Dothideomycetes, Pleosporales, Sporormiaceae.